UAAUUUCUCCUCAAAAUAUGCACCUGCUUGGUUGACAUUUGACCUUAUGGAAUCGCCAACCUCGAUGGUUGCGACGAUGCUUUGCCUUCUCCCCCAAGAACCCAACGAAACGAAGUACACAGUCCUUUCUGCUUGCUAGCCUGAGUCGAAGAAUGUCAUUUUCACCAACAAUUAUGCGUUUUUAAGAUUGAUUUCCUUCUGAGUUUGUGCGAUUUGUGAAUCUAAAUCACCAAAGCAGCAAUGUCAAAACCUUCCCCAAGAAUCAUCCAUGGACUCCUCAGACUUCACUAUCGCCAACAUGUCUCCAAUUCAAAACCCUCAUCUCCAAGCACUUCUUCUAUCGCCUGCAAAAUUGGCAGCUCACUUGCAAGACCUUACUCAAAUGGGUUCUCCAACUCCACUCUUUUAAACUCUCAAAUCCACUCCAGCCCAUCUUUUUGUUCAAAUUCGACUUCUUCAAAUGGGGGUUUAUCUCAGGUUCUCUCGUGGGCAAAACCCAACUUCUCUUCUUCAUUGAGGACUUACCACCCGUUUGCUAAACAGAGUUGUUCCUACGGGGUGAGGCAGUUUUCUUUCAAAUCUUCUUCGAAUUUUGGCAAAACUUUCAAUGGGAAUUUUGCAAAAAAGGUGUUCGAGAAGCCUGCUGCGGCAGUUUCCUCUACUUUUUCGGGGUACCGUGAUGCUUUAGGGUUGCAAAUUGAUGCCUUCUGGAAGCGGAAUUUUCUCUUCCUGCUCGGUGCCGGAGGAGUUGUAUUGUGUGCUUUGCUUUGGAGGGUUAUGUUUGGUAUUGCAAAUACUUUCGUUGGCCUUUCUGAAGGCAUGGCCAAAUAUGGGUUCCUUGCCCUUUCUUCAGCCAUAGUUGCCUUUGCAGGCCUGUAUAUCCGCUCUAGAAUCACAAUCAAUCCUGAUAGAGUUUAUAGAAUGGCUAUGAGGAAGCUUAAUACUUCUGCUGGAAUUCUUGAGGUUAUGGGUGCUCCACUCGCAGGAACAGAACUUAGAGCUUAUGUGAUGUCUGGAGGUGGGAUUACACUGAAGAACUUCAAGCCAAGGCUUAGGAGCAAGAGGUGUUUUCUCAUCUUCCCAAUACGAGGGUCGGAGAGGAAGGGUCUAGUCAGUGUUGAAGUUAAGAAGAAAAAAGGCCAGUAUGAUAUGAAGCUAUUAGCUGUUGACAUUCCCAUGGCAUCGGGACCUGACCAGAGAUUGUUUCUGAUUGGAGAUGAGGAUGAGUAUAAGGUUGGCGGUGGACUAAUAUCUGAGCUGAGAGAUCCUGUUGUGAAAGCAAUGGCAGCCAGCAAGGAAUUUGAUGAUCUUGACCAAAUUGAGGAAGAGGAGGAUGCCGCAAGAGAACUUCAGGAGGCAGAAAGAAAGCACCGUGAGGAAAUUGAAAAACUUGAAAGAGAUGGUUGGCUGCCAUUCAUGCGGUGGGGAUCAUCUUUGAUGUUAAAUGGGAGGAAAUUUGGGAGUAUUGCCAAUGCAUGACCCCGACAGAGAGUGAUGUGAUAACACCUGAAGCCUAACUACGUCACAUGGUUAAGCAUAUAAAAGCAUUCCUGCAUCAAAUGCUGGCAACUGCUAGUGACCUGGCCAUGUUUGUGAAAAAGAGUUCUUACGUAACAAAAAAAUUAAAUUUCUCUCCUAUAGGAGAUUGAGAAUGGACAUCUUGCAUUUAAGAUUGUAGCCUUGCAGGAACCCUGACAGUCGACGAAAAUAGCAUCAUAUCAAGGUUGGCGAGAUCAUGCCUUGAUGCAAAUAGCCAACCGCCGCGGACCCACCUUUACUCCUUGUUUGUAUAUACUUCUUGUUUGUUUGUGAAAAUUAUUUCUGAAAAAUGGUGAUUUUAGGUAACUAUUAUUUGUCGCAGAUUUUUAAAUCACAAAAUCUGUUGUUUAAAAUUUUUGUAUUCCCAUUUGUAUUAACACAAUUUAUGAUAUUUCAAUUAUACUUUAUUUUUCCA
Molecule: messenger RNA, 1954 nt
Organism: Hevea brasiliensis (rubber tree)
Lineage: Eukaryota; Viridiplantae; Streptophyta; Magnoliopsida; Malpighiales; Euphorbiaceae
Exons: 5
Coding region: 241-1479 (412 amino acids)
Cellular component (GO): intracellular membrane-bounded organelle
Source: RefSeq, a predicted model, not a curated record